This is a messenger RNA of Podospora bellae-mahoneyi, 3582 nucleotides long. RefSeq lists its product as uncharacterized. Gene Ontology annotation, cellular component: cytoplasm. The record is from RefSeq and is a predicted model, not a curated record. Gene Ontology annotation, biological process: intracellular signal transduction; protein phosphorylation. The coding region runs from base 1 to 3582 and encodes 1193 amino acids. Lineage: Eukaryota; Fungi; Ascomycota; Sordariomycetes; Sordariales; Podosporaceae. Gene Ontology annotation, molecular function: protein serine/threonine kinase activity; ATP binding. The transcript is spliced from 3 exons.
AUGUCUGGUGCGUUCCAGGCACCGCCGCACCAUCCGACGUCAGUUUCUGCCCUGCAGACGCCGCCCCUGAAUACUGCAUCGCCUGUCAAUCGCCAGUACUCGCCUGGCCAUCCAUCGCCAACACAGGAGUACUAUGCCAAUCACAGCCAGCAGCCCUCCAGAGCAUCGCCCGCUGAUUCCUCGUCGCGACACCCUUCGCGGAGACCCAGUGCCACCAACAACGACCAUCUUGCCGACCGCAAUUCCCCGAUGAGCUCUCGCGUCGCCGGCGCCUCGCCCGCUCCAGUGCCCGUGUCUGCGGCAGCAUCUACGGCUUCUCUCGACUUCUCGGCUUCUAAUCAAAGGCGAACCAUGCCUGCCGCCGCUGUCCCUCCCCGGACAUCCAGCUCCCGACGCGCUCCAACCUCGGAAAGAUCCACUGACUCGUCGUCUCGCCGGACACACGGUGACUCGAGCCGCGAAACCAAUGGCAGGAUGGAUUCAGCCGACGAGGCUGCCAUGCAGAACUCACGCAACCACCGCCGGGCGAGCAGCCAGGCAAACAGCACCUACGACCCCCGCACAAACCCAUCGGCACCUGCAGCUGUUCGCUCACCACCUGUUACCACAAACUCGACCAAGGCCCCGUCGAGAGAGGCCAGCGAUAUCCUGAAUAGCAUACUUAUCUCGCAGCCGGAGGUGGACAUUGAACGAGAAAAGGAGCGGCUGGCACAAGCUCAGCCGCACCAACCCGCGGCCAUGCUUGACGACGGUGCAGCACCUCCUCCCAUCGUGAAUGCGACACACAAUGGUGAAGAGGCUCGGAGAGGUGGAAGGAGUCGUCACGACCACUCGAAAAGAGAAAAGCACACCAAGUUUGGCGAAUACAUUCUCGGUAAUACAAUUGGCGAGGGAGAGUUUGGAAAGGUCAAGCUCGGGUGGAAGCAGGAGGGUGGUGUUCAAGUGGCCAUCAAGCUGAUCAAGAAAGAUCAGCUGGGAAGCAAUCCUUCUCGUAUGGCCAAGAUCAUGCGCGAAGUGGCCAUUUUGAAGCAAUUAACUCAUCCAAACAUUGUCAGGUUGCACAAAAUGGAAGAGUCGGAGCGACAUUACGGCAUUGUGCUCGAGUACGCAUCCGGCGGAGAGUUGUUCGACUACAUUCUGAACCACCGCUAUCUCAAGGACAAUGCUGCCCGUAGAUUAUUUGCACAACUUGUGUCCGGUGUGGGUUAUCUGCACAAGAAGGGCAUCGUACAUCGCGAUUUGAAGCUGGAGAAUCUUCUGCUGGAUCGCAACCGGAACAUCAUCAUUACCGACUUUGGCUUCGCCAACACGUUUGAUCCUGCCGAGGAACUCAGCGAAGAAGAGGAGCUCAACUUGACGGACCGCGAGUUUGUCAAGCGGAUGGGUCUUGACAGAGUCAAGCCCAGCGGAUCCAGGAAAGGCGAUCUGAUGCAGACUAGUUGUGGCAGUCCAUGCUACGCAGCCCCAGAGCUGGUUGUCAGCGACUCGCUAUACACAGGCAGAAAGGUGGACGUCUGGAGCUGUGGUGUUAUACUGUACGCCAUGCUCGCUGGGUAUCUGCCGUUCGACGACGACCCGGCGAACCCGGAGGGUGAUAACAUUAACCUUCUGUACAAGUACAUUGUCAACACCCCGCUCACGUUUCCCGAAUACGUCACACCUCAUGCCCGAGACUUGCUGCGACGAAUCCUAGUGCCCAACCCCCGCAAGCGCGCCGAUUUGUUCGAAGUCGCCCGUCAUAGUUGGCUCAGCGAGUAUGCACAUGUCGUCGAAUUCAUCACAUCCAGCACCACCACCCCUGGCGAGAUUCAAAACACCACAGUUCCGUCCGAAGACGAUGCGCCAGGCCUGGCACGCAGCGCCUCUGUUCGCGAGGCAUCAAAGAAGACGACGGUUCCUCCUGCAUUGGGUGGAUUGGCGACAAAGCAGGGCACCAUUGAUACCGAAGCCGAGGCGGCGGCGUACGCCAAGCAGCAACGCGAUAACAAGCGCCGGACAGUGCAGGUGGAAUAUGUUGCCCCGAACACUCAGACGCAACGAGGAGAGGCUGCAAGUACGCAGUCUUCUGGUGGCCGCACACGCGCUCGCUCUGGCAGCCAAGGUGCCGUAGAGGUGGUGGACCAGAAUCCUGGUUCGUCCUCUUCACCGAACGACAAACAAAAUUCGAGAGACGCGGCGGGAACCAAAGAUGCUUAUGGAAAGCCGCCGGUGUCUUCGCGGAGACCCCCAAGCGCCCACCGCAACGUCAACUCGGGUGCUGCUGCUGUACAGCGCGUCGGCGGUCGCGAUGCCCGUGCUACCUCGGAGACUGCCUUUUUCGGUUCCGCGGCCCCAACAACGAACGCGAGACCCAACACUGGAGGUUCUGUGCAGUCCCUGGGCUCCCGAGCUGCAGGCAACCGUUCCUCGUAUGGCCAGCCAGCACCGCCUGAGCUUGCCGAUACAAAUGCGCAUGGGAAAAUUCAGCAACCACCUAGCCGGGGCAAGAAUUCAUACGGAAUGCCAUCGACGGGAGACGCUCAAAAUAUGGAGUACGGGCGGCCCAGCAUCAGCGCCAUUCCUCCCAAAUUCGCCCGUGUCUCGGGGUUCGAGGGUUCACCUUCUGGCUCGGGUACGAACCUCACCAACACCAGCCAGGAAGGAAAGGGACACAAGAGAUCUAGCACGAUGGGUGAGAUUAGUGGCAAACUCUUUGGCCGCAGCGGCUCGCUGUUUGGAGGUAGGAAUCGCAAGCGGCAGCAGGAGCAGCAGGAAAAGAACAAGAGAUACCCGCCCGUCAGCAUGAACAAUGCGCUCGCAGGUGCCGAGGAACCUAGGGUGUCUAUGGACUCGAAGCGAUCUCGCCGGUCGUACUCUAUUGGCCUUGGUAACAAGAGAUCUGGCAGCAUAUCCGGAUCCCAAGGCUCGCAGCAGGAGAAGCAGAACAGGCGGUUUUCAUUUAUGCCUGGCGGUUUCUCUUUCAAAUCGAUGGGCAUUUCAAAAGAUGAGCCUUCGCCUGCUUUGGACUCACAGCAAGACCUGCCGAUUCAAGAGCCUCCCAUGGUUGAUCAGUAUGGUCGAUACGUCGAGCAAGAUGUGGAACAGGAGCAUGUGGAUGCCUCUACCCUUGAUGGAAUGUAUGCUCAGCUUCAGGGACCACCAAGAUCUAACGAUCAGUACGGCCAGCAGCAACCAAGGCCGCAACAACAACAACAACAACAACAGCAGCAGCAGCAGCGACAGGAAUAUUCGUCAAAUCAAUACGACGGGCGUCGCCCUUCUAAUGUCGAGGGGUACCAGAGCCAGACGUUGAUGAAUAGCAGCUCGGACCACUCAAUCGACAACAAUAUGCGAAGGCCUGCUGGAUCGGCACCACAGUUGCCACACCUUUCGCCACAAGACACGGCACAAGACGGACGCAGAGUUGCUAGCGGCGGGCGGCCCGGCCGUGGUGUGUUGCAGAAGAACAAGCGGUUUGUUGACGCGUGGGAUUCGGAUGGAAACACUCGGGGACAUGACCACUCUGGAAGUAGUGGGCCUGCACGAAAAGUUAUGGACUUUUUCCGGCGGAGGGGCAAAGCCAGAGCCGGAGAGCUGAACUAG